Messenger RNA from Symsagittifera roscoffensis, 2312 nucleotides. RefSeq names its product sialic acid synthase-like. The record is from RefSeq and is a predicted model, not a curated record. NCBI's taxonomy places the organism in Eukaryota, Metazoa, Xenacoelomorpha, Acoela, Convolutidae. Gene Ontology annotation, molecular function: N-acylneuraminate-9-phosphate synthase activity. The coding region runs from base 40 to 1938 and encodes 632 amino acids. Gene Ontology annotation, biological process: carbohydrate biosynthetic process. The transcript has 7 exons.
AAUCGUAUUUAGUUUGCGCUUUUUCAGAGUUGUACUAUUAUGGCGUUGAACCCUAGAGACGUCGAAUUCGAAAUUUCACCCGGCAGAAAAGUGGGAGACAGACAUCCGUGUUUCAUCAUAGCCGAGAUUGGACAGAAUCAUCAGGGGGACGUAGAUAUAGCCAAACAGAUGAUUAGGGUGGCCAAAGAGGCAGGAGCUGAUUGUGUCAAGUUCCAGAAGAGUACAGUUUUGGAGAGAUUCAACAAGAAAUGUCUGGCCAGGCCGUAUGACGUGCCUCAAAGCUGGGGUAAAACAUAUGGAGAACACAAGCUGUUUCUGGAGUUCUCAGAGGAACAAUACGUGGAACUGAAAAAAUACGCAGAAGAGCAAGUUGGUGUCAUUUUUUCAGCUUCUGGUUUCGACUACAGAGCGAUUGAGUUCCUGAAUAAAAUCAGUAUACCCUUCUUUAAAGUGCCAAGUCCAGAUGUGGGGAAUUUGGACUUCAUUGAGUUCAUGGCCAAGAAACAUGUACCAAUGGUUAUCAGCUCAGGGAUGCAAGACAUGGACACUAUGCGACGUGUAUACCAUACAGUUAAGAGAUACCACAACAAAUUUGCUCUACUCCAGUGCACUUCAGCUUACCCGGUCACUCCAGAAAGUGUAAACCUAGCAGUCAUUCAAGCUUAUAAAGAGAACUUCCCCGAUAUUGUUGUCGGUUAUUCUGGACAUGAAACUGGAACGACAAUUUCACUGGGAGCUGUGGCGCUGGGAGCAAAAGUUCUAGAACGUCACGUGACGCUAGACAAGACGUGGAAGGGUUCUGACCACAGCGCAUCGCUUGACAUGAACGAACUGGCGAACCUGGUUAAACAGAUAAGGAUUCUGGAAGCAUCAAUUGGAACACCAGAAAAAUUCCUGCUACCAGCAGAGAGGUUUGUAAAGAGGAAACUGGGUAAAAGUGUUGUGGUUUUGGGGGACAUGAAAAAAGGCGAAAUUUUGAAUGAGGAUAACAUGGCAGUGAAGAAUGCGGAACCGUGUGGUUAUCCGCCUCAUGAUUUCCACAGACUUAUUGGGGGAGUUUUGAAGCGAGAUUUGGAGGACGAUGAAACUAUUUUGGAAGGAGACGUGGAUUUGAAACAGACAGAGAAGGGAGAAAAGAAAGUGGCUGCACUGAUACUCGCUAGAAAAGGAAGCAAAGGGGUUCCUGGAAAGAAUAUCAAAAUGCUGAACGGACUUCCUUUGAUAGCCUGGACCAUUUUGGCCUGUGAGAGGGCAGCCUGCUUUAAUGAGAUAUGGGUAUCAACCGACUGCGACAAAAUAGGCAACAUAUCAGAACAAUUCGGGGCCAAAUAUCAUUGUCGUGACCCCUUAACGGCUCAAGACAAAUCCACUAGCAAAGAGGGCUUCCUGGAAUUCAUCCACCAUCACCCAGACAUCUGGGCAGUAUGCAGUCUUCAGUGCACUUAUCCAACCCAGAACCCAACCCUCAUUUCCAGAGCAGUGAAGAUGAUCAAAGAGGGUGAAAGGGACUGUGUGUUUGCAGCUGUGAAUAGUCACAAGUUCAGGUGGGCAAGGGUCAAAGAGGACAGAGGAGGGUGUACUCGACCUUUGAACUUCGACCCCUAUAAUAGACCGAGGAGGCAAGACUGGAGUGGGGAUGUUGCCGAAUCAGGUGCCUUCUACUUUUUCACAGUGGACCAGUUGAAAACAACUGGAAGCUUCCAGAGUGGAAGAGUAGCCUACGUGCUGGACAGUGAAGAUCAAGGUGAUCAUGUAGACAUAGAUACUCAGGAAGACUUUGUACGAGCAGAGCUGAUGAUCAAGAAGCACUCUGCGAAGUUUGAGUUAAAUCAGUUAGUCCCAAAAUCAGCCAACAUCCCAAUGAGUGGCGAUUUUCGGAGUGCGAUAAAUGGAUUUGUAGAUCAUGGCAUAUCAGGUGUUGCCAACGGAUCUUCGUAAACUGAAAUGAAAAAAACUUGCAGUUAUAUUAUGUACAUAUGAAAUCAAUUUAAGAUGUAUUUAGUUAAACAGACUUGUCAGAAUUGAAACCCUGAUUUUAUUUAAAGCAGUGGCAUUGGCGAAAUUGCUUGCUCAGUAACAAUGUCGUGAUCAGUAACAAUGUCCAAAAUACUGGAUAGUACGGCUAAUUAGUUUUAUAUUUCGCCACAUGAAAUAAUGUUAGUUUCUCGAGUAUUUUUGAUGCAUAUCGCUGUUUUAGCAAAAUUAAAUCCAUUUGUAAAAUGUUUUGAAUUUAUCAAUUUAUGGUACGAAAACAUAUCGAAAACUUGCAAUAAAGUGGUAUAAUAUAAAAAUGCAAUUAUGUAAACUGUCAG